UCCACGGUCAUUCCGCGUCGUUCUCUCUGGCCCCGCAAGUCCGCCGAACCAUCCUCCAGCAGCAACAGCAGAAUCUGCAACCAGCCAGAGCCCGUUUCGCUACCAGAAUCGCACGUUUGCGCUUGGCAUCUUUUUUUUUGCUCUGCCUGUUUCCGUCGGUUUCGGGUCGGUCAAUAUUCCGCGAGCGCUCGGUCGUCGGGUCAUUUGCGUUCCAGUAGUGCUUCGGUGCGGUCGCGCGCGCGGAUUCUCUUGUUCCGGGAUUGGUGUGUCGCGUUGUGUUGUGUGGCGGUUCCUGGCGGUCAGCGGCCAGUCUGAGCGUUUUUCUUUCCUUUCUCCGGUGCGGGAGGAUACAAAUUGUGCCCCUGGAAGAGAAGGAGAAGUGAAGGUGCGAAAGAAAAGGAGGAAGAAGAAGCCAAUUUCAGCUGUUCGGCCAGUGUGUUGGUGUUCCAGUGAUAAAUCAAGCCGGCGAAUACAACGGAAAGCAAAAAAAAAAAAAACAGUAAAACGUAAACAAACGCCGCGAAAUCGCCGCGUCCGAGUGUGUUGGUGUUGUUGAGUGUUGUUGUUCAAAUUCGCGCACGUAGAGUGAGAUAGGCAACAAGUGCUACAACAAAAAAAAAGUUGAUUUGUUUUGCGCGAUAGUGCUAGGGAGAGUGUAAAAAAAGAAGAAAAGUAAAAAACAAGCAACUUCAAGAUGGCAGAAGCGGCCGGUCCAACCAACAAUCCAGCAGCGCAGGCAGCCCCAGCGGGAGCGGCCGCCGGUGGCACCGGCAACGGGGUGACCAAUGCCAACCCGAACGCCGAGGUCAUCCGGGGCCAGCUGUUUGAGGUCGGGCCGCGGUACGUCCAGCUGGCCUACAUUGGCGAGGGCGCCUACGGGAUGGUUGUCUCCGCAGUGGACACCGUGUCAAAUAUCAAAGUGGCCAUCAAGAAAAUCUCCCCCUUCGAGCACCAGACCUACUGUCAGAGAACGCUGCGGGAAAUCAAAAUACUGACCAGAUUCAAACACGAAAACAUCAUAGACAUACGAGAUAUCCUGCGGGUGCCUAGCAUAGAACAGAUGAAAGACGUAUACAUUGUGCAGUGCUUAAUGGAGACUGAUCUGUACAAACUACUGAAAACACAGAGACUAAGCAACGAUCAUAUCUGCUACUUCCUGUACCAAAUUCUGCGAGGUCUCAAGUACAUCCACUCGGCGAACGUCCUGCACCGGGAUCUGAAGCCGAGCAACCUGCUGCUGAACACGACUUGUGAUUUAAAGAUUUGUGAUUUCGGCCUGGCACGGGUAGCGGACCCCGAACACGACCACACCGGCUUCCUGACGGAGUACGUCGCCACCAGAUGGUACCGGGCACCGGAAAUCAUGCUGAACUCCAAGGGUUACACCAAGUCCAUCGACAUCUGGUCCGUCGGCUGCAUACUGGCGGAGAUGCUCAGCAACCGGCCCAUCUUCCCCGGCAAGCACUACCUGGACCAGCUGAACCACAUCCUCGGCGUGCUCGGGUCGCCCUCGCAGGAGGACCUCGAGUGCAUCAUCAACGAGAAGGCCCGCAGCUACCUGCAGUCGUUGCCGUACAAGCCGAAGGUGCCCUGGUCGCGGUUGUUCGCGAACGCCGACCCGAACGCGCUCGACCUGCUCGGCAAGAUGCUCACCUUUAACCCGCACAACCGGAUCUCGGUCGAGGAGGCGCUCGCCCAUCCGUACCUCGAGCAAUACUACGAUCCCGCCGACGAGCCCGUGGCCGAGGAACCAUUCCGCAUCGCGAUGGAGCUGGACGAUCUGCCGAAGGAGACGCUGAAGCGAUUAAUCUUCGAGGAAACGCUCCGAUUCAACCACAACGAUAACCUCCCGGAUAGCAUGUAAUUUCCUGUUUGAUGAGCGCGCAGCCCAUCCCAUCCCAUCCCGAUCCGUUUGCAAAGAGUUUGAAAGAGUCCAUCCUUGGGCUGGUCAACCCCCCCUACUGCUAGCAGGAGACCGUCGUCAUUCAUUGUGUUGUGAAUAUUGUUUCCUGUGUCCGGAGUCCGGAAGUGAAAAGAUUUCACCCCUUCUACGCGCACGCCCCUCUUCCAAAAUAUUACAAUUUUAAAGUUUUACUGAUUCACGUUAGCGAAGGCGGAGUUUCGAUUAACUUUUGAGGGCUGAGAGUUUUAACAGAAAAUCGUGUGCCAGUUAAGAGUUAGAAAGAGAGUGGAGUGGAAAGGUUGCGUUUGGUUUGCUUUUAUUUAAGAACACAGAUGAUAUACACUCUACUUUUGUUGCAAUCCAUGCAAGUUGUACCCAAAAUCAGGCUAGGUUUUGUCUUAAGCGAAUAUAUAGAAAAAAUAUUUUAAUUUUAGGUUAUGCGCAAAGAUGUGCGACUAGAGAAAGAGGAAAAUGGAAGAAAACAAGUAAACUGCAAAUAGUUAAACCAAAAAAAAUGAAGAUGAAAUCAAGCAGCAGUGCUAACACUAAAAAAAUAUGUAUAGAAUAUUUACGUAAAUCAUUGAGACUUUUUUCCAGCGCCUAAUUGUUGACUGUUUAGGGGAAGAAGAUUUGUAAGAUAAUUGAAGAAAGGCUCACUCGCCAGGCGAUCAUUCGUAUGGGAGCAGAAUAGUUUUCAUCAACACACUCACACAAAACUCACAAGUAUUGUAAAUGUUUUCCAUUGUACAACGCAUCCAGCACGGCAAAUGUAUGUAACACCCGAGAAUGACUGUUGAAUCCGGCGGAAACUGAACGAAAAAAAAAAUGUAAAAAAGUGAGAAGAAUUUUGUGAAUCCUUUUUUUUCAUCUGAGACCACUUAUGAAAAACAUCCGCAGAAAAAGAUGAAACGGAAACUCGUUGUUAAUUACUGUAAUUUUUAAACGUGUGUGUAACUCCCUGGGCCUUGUAAAGUCAAGGGGCAUGAUUUGAUCCUAGUGCAUUAGUUAAAAUUUGGGUAUACAUUCUUUUUUAUAAGCACUAUGGACACCACUUCAUGCUAUGAGAACUCGCUUUGCCGCAGCCCCAGGGCUUAAGCGUUGACCGAUAAGCUGUCUUCGUGAACUAGGUAGUUCUCCGAUAGUGAAAAUAUCACAAUUGCACAAGACACCGCUGCUUCUGUGACUUUUUCACUAUCACAAUGUGGGAUUUAGGUUGGGACUUCAGGAUAGUACUAUUGAUUUGUUGCUUAGCAUUAGCAUUAAAAAUAAAUCUGUAUCCUUUCCAAAUCUAUUUCAUGUUAAAGUUAGUUGCAAUUGUUAAGUAAGAGUAAUGCUGUCAAUAAACUUUGAUUGAUGUAGAAUACUAGGCAUUCUUUUAUGUCAAAUUGUCCAUAGAGUCUCGAUCAAUCAAUAGUGAAAUGAUAUCGGACAAAAUUCGUUGAUCUGUUGAACUAACGGUUUUCGGAUUAUGGUUGUAUCGACCAUUGUUGCGAAUCGAGGAACUACGGAUUUUUUGACGUAAAUGGUCAUUUCUUUUUCAAAUCGAGAUUUCUUUCCUAUUUGUAUAUCAGUUCAUAAAUUUUUAUUGUUUUUGAUAGAAGAAGUACUACAACAGUUAAAGGAAUGUUUAGUUUUGAACAUUAAGUUUAGAGGAUUUUAGAUUAAAGUUUAGAUUUUCAAUCCAAAGUAGUUAGCAAAUGAAUAUUUGGACUUAAAUGAAUAAUUGAAUAAGUUGGACUUAUGAAUAACACACCACUGUGCAUUUAUUCUAGAGUCAGAUCCAUACAGCGUCAGUGUUUAUUUGGUCGAAGUGUACUAAUUCAUUGGCAGAUCUGAUUCUAGUUGUAAUGUACGACAAGACUACUGACGGACGUGACAGGACGAGGGCCCAGUUUAGAGGUUUCAACAUCAACGAUGUGCGGCUGGACCACCCUCCCAAAAAAAAAAAAAAAAAAAAAAAAAAAAAAAUUUUUAAAUGUGUGUGUAACUGUGAAUAAGUGUGUGCAAUUGUGUAAGUUUUAUCUCUCACUCGUUGCAAACGCGUUAAUUUUCUGCAAUAGCGCCCCCACGUGCGCAUCAUUAACUUAUUCAAGCGGAGCUGAAUACCGAAUCGUAAAUCACGCAAUUUUGGGUUGUGGUUGUAAGUCAACUGGAAAAAAAUUAACGACGCUUUACAUGUAAUUACUGGUGUAAUACUGUUCAUUUUCAGGAUUUUUGAAAGCCGUAGGGAGGUCGAUCCUCAAUCGGUCACCCUCUCCAUACGCGUAUGGAAGCCAACAAAACAGAGCAGCUAAAGGGUUUCGGUCGUCACGGUGCUUUGGAAGCUGCUUGUGGCGCUUUGUUUCCGAUAAACAAUUGUGUUACAGUUAUGUUCUACCAUGCUAAGAAACGUGCUAAACGGGUUUCCGUCGUUACAAACAGAAAUGUCCAUAAAAUGAGCUUAAUAAGAAAAGAAAAAAGAAAUUUUUCCUCAAUUCGAAAAUCUGACGGACUUCGUGACCCUGCAAUAUGAUCUUCAAGGGCAUCUUCUCAGUAGGAUCGAAAGUGUGAAACUUGAAGUUCUUAAGUUUCAUUUCUGACGUGUUUUCGACCGAAUACAAUCUGCCAAAUGUAAACAUUCAAGUAUGCUGACAUAAAGUGUGAGUAGGAUGGACUAGAUGUUUACAUUUGGCGGAUUGAUCAUGAAAAUUACUGAUUUCGUUCACACCCUUGCCAAAAUUCCGUUUGUUAUGUGUAAUCACUUGCGCUGAUGAAUUUUCUACGUCAGACAAUAUUCGAGACCUUCCAGCAACUCGUCAACAUCGACCGCCAACUUAUCCAGCACAAAUAUCAACCACUCUAGCGAAAAUCGCGUCCAUUCGGUGCAAAUUUGAUCAACAAACUGUUUCUUCCAUCCGUCAUGUCAAACGUCAAAGCGAACAUCACGGCUCACAUCUCGCAAGAACAACCCGAGCAGAAACUAGUUUACCACAACUUUGUGUUGGAAUUUCAUUUUGUCUGUAGAUUUUUCGAUACUGGAAUUCAAUUGGGUACUAAAGCCCUAUGCCAAUUUUUAUGUACAACGGUAAAAAACACGAUUAAAAACCAUUUCUGAUCACUUUUUUUCAUUUUAAUGCAAAUUUUUUUUUGACAAGACAACAUUUUUUCGAUGGAUCAACUAUCUGUCAAGUAGGAGCUUUUCUGUCAAGAAGGACCGCGAGGUUAAUUUUUCAAAAUUGAUUUAAAAAUCCAUUUUAAGCUCUUUAUGGUCGUACAAAGGGUCAUUGUACUAAGAAAAAUAAGCUUUAUCGCUGUGAACAAUAAUAUCAGCAAUCUAAGCUUCAUUUUAGGACCCAAUUCUCCGAUGCUUUUUUGGUUUGAUUUUUUGCUCUGUAAAUACAACUACUUGAAAGAAUAAUUUACUAAAGGCGCUCAAGCAGCUGACCAACACUUGUUUGGCGCACCGAAAACCCAUUUUCAAUGUUGAUAUACGUCGUUAAAACUUUUAAUCACGAUCACUGCGUUGCUCGUAAACUGUUGUGACUGUAAUACAUAUAUUGGUGUUCGUUACCGAGUUUUCAUUGCCUUUUUUUCGUCACUAUUUCACGCACGAUCCGUUUUGGUAGUGCGCUGUACAUAGACGAUUGCAGAUUUUUCAAGUUUUUUAAACUUUCAAUUCAAAGUCUUCUAAAACUCACUUCGCGUUAUGCGCACUUGCAAAAGAAAGGCUAAAUGCAACCGGACAGUGUACAGUAUAAUGGAACAAUACGGGCGUCUCAGAAAGUGUAAUUAUCAAAUUGUAACUCAACAUUAAAAAAAAAACAAAAUCUAAUAAAAGCAGAAACAAGUGAAAUCAAAUUCAACAAAACAAAAUGUGUACAUGCAAACAACGUGAUAUUUUUCAUGAGGGAGAAAUGUACAAGCAGAACAAAACAAGCCAGUCGUAUAUAUUAUAUUGUUGUAUUAUUCUGAUAAGUAGUUAUAAACAAGUGAAAGACAUGGAAAUGCAGCAAUUUGCAGUAAAAAAUAAAUAACAGUAAUAAAAAAGGAAACAAAACUUUUCGCGAAAGCGGCACCAUCAUCUGCACCUCCAUUCUGUAGUAUGACGCAUUCAUCUGCGCCCCAUUACGAUUCAUUCUACCUUGUGAAACCCAAAACAGUGAGUGGUGAUAAUCUAACAUAUUGAAAUAAUACAUGGACUAAUGGCAGUUUAGCAGCAUUAGAGCGACUAGAUAGGGUUAAAAAUAUAACUAAAGCAGAAAAACUAAACAAAACAGCAUGUAUCAAACAUUGAAUAUAAAAAUAUGUAGCAUUAAGCACCGGCAGAUGUACUUAUCGUGAGAGCAAACAAAAAAACGCAAAUUAGGAUCUUAUCGAACUAACGAGUCAAAACAUUGUAACAUUUCAAAAUACGAUCUUACGGAUAGUCGUCUUAUGAUCAUACCCACUGGUUACAACAUAAUGAAAAAUGGAUAAAAAACAUGUAUUUAUGGACUAGUCCAGUGUAGGUGCAGAUCGUGGGGUCCUCUUUCCCGUCUCUUGACUAUUCUUAGUUACGCCCUUUCUUAAACUAUUGCAAUAUCUCCAACCACACAAUCCGACUAGAAUCGAGCGCAGAUUUGUGCCCCAGUUAAAUCCAAUAAACUUAUUCCACCAUCUUAAAAAACAAACAAAAUCAAACAACUAAUCACAUAACGAGGCAGUAUCGAAACAUUAUUUGUCAGGAAAAUCGAACGUAAAUCGAAUUAGCAGUUAAAUAAGCAUCUGUUUUUAAAAAUUUGUGCUAAAAUUCUCAACAGUAAAAAAAAACAAACUCUUUUACGUCGCAAGUCGCAUAAGUAACACAGCAGAUAUUAAGUCAUUCGAUCGGUGGUUAAACAAAAACGGUGUGUCAUCAAACCAAGUUUUUUAAAGCUCUAAAGGAAUAUUUUUACUGGAUGUAUUUUAAAGUUCACACAACUAUUUGUCUUCUCAUAUAGUCAACCAUAUGCAUUCAAGCGGGCACACUCUUUUUUCGUAUAUUGCAACAUUUUCGAACGCCGGUUAUAAAUGUGUGUAUAGAAGAUCGAGCAAAAAAAAACUCAAUUUAUCAACUCAGACUAAAAAAUAUUAAAACGAACUGACCAAAUGGUGGAUUCAAA
Culex pipiens pallens (northern house mosquito) is the source of this 7023-nucleotide messenger RNA. RefSeq names its product mitogen-activated protein kinase 1 (gene rl). Lineage: Eukaryota; Metazoa; Arthropoda; Insecta; Diptera; Culicidae. The coding region runs from base 695 to 1864 and encodes 389 amino acids. The record is from RefSeq and is a predicted model, not a curated record. Gene Ontology annotation, cellular component: cytoplasm; nucleus. Gene Ontology annotation, molecular function: ATP binding; MAP kinase activity. The transcript has 8 exons. Gene Ontology annotation, biological process: intracellular signal transduction; protein phosphorylation.